Molecule: messenger RNA, 2777 nt
Organism: Clarias gariepinus (North African catfish)
Lineage: Eukaryota; Metazoa; Chordata; Actinopteri; Siluriformes; Clariidae
Gene: wdr20a
Product: WD repeat domain 20a
Exons: 4
Coding region: 1-1848 (615 amino acids)
Molecular function (GO): protein binding
Source: RefSeq, a predicted model, not a curated record
AUGCAAAUUUCAAAGAUGGCGGCGGAGGGAGGAGGGAAGGAGAUGAACGAAAUUAAAACUCAGUUCACCACCCGAGAAGGCGCGUACAAACUCCUUACACACUCCGAAUAUAGCCGCCCCAACAGGGUGCCUUUCAAUUCACAAGGCUCAAAUCCCGUCAAAGUCUCUUUUGUGAACGUCAAUGACCAGUCUGGAAACGGCGACAGAAUCUGCUUCAAUGUGGGCCGGGAGCUCUACUUCUACAUCUACAAAGGCGUCAGGAAGGCUGCUGACUUAAGUAAGCCAAUAGACAAGAGGAUAUACAAGGGAACACAGCCCACUUGUCAUGACUUUAACCAUCUCACUGCCACGGCUGAAAGUGUGUCACUACUUGUGGGCUUUUCAGCUGGACAGGUUCAGCUUAUUGACCCUAUCAAGAAAGAGACGAGUAAGCUCUUCAAUGAAGAAAGACUAAUAGACAAAUCUAGAGUGACAUGUGUAAAAUGGGUUCCUGGUUCUGAGAGCCUCUUCCUUGUAGCCCAUUCCAGUGGGAGCAUGUAUCUGUACAAUGUGGAGCAUGCAUGUGGUACUGCUGCACCCCACUACCAGCUGCUCAAGCAAGGCGAAAGUUACACUGUGCACACAUGCAAGAGCAAGUCAACACGCAACCCCUUGUUGAAGUGGACAGUAGGCGAGGGGGCAUUGAAUGAGUUUGCUUUCUCACCUGAUGGCAAGUUUGUGGCAUGUGCAAGCCAGGAUGGCUUCCUGCGUGUGUUCCAUUUUGAUGGUGCUGAGCUACAUGGAACCAUGCGCAGCUAUUUUGGUGGUCUGCUUUGUGUGUGCUGGAGUCCAGACGGUCGCUACGUAGUAGCAGGUGGCGAGGAUGAUCUGGUGACUGUUUGGUCAUUUAGUGAGCGGCGUGUGGUUGCUCGAGGUCAUGGUCACAAGUCCUGGGUAAGUGUGGUGGCCUUCGACCACUACACCACCAGCGUAGAGGAGACUGAACCAAAUGAGUUCAGUGGCAGUGAUGAUGACCUACAGGAGCAAGCACUCGCAGGUCGUGAGCGUGCCAACAGCACACACUCACGGCUCUCAAAACGAAACUCUACAGAUGGACGUCCACUCAGCGUUACCUAUCGUUUUGGAUCUGUGGGACAGGACACUCAGUUGUGCCUAUGGGACUUGACUGAGGACAUUUUGUUCCCACAUCUACCAUUAUCUCGAACCAGAACCCAUACCAAUGUCAUGAAUGCCACAAGUCUCCCGGUCACAGGAAGUGGAGGAGGAGGUGGAACAAUAAUCACAAACAUCAACAACCCAAGUGCCAAUGGAGGAAACAGCAGCAGCAGUAACAGUGGUUCCAAUACCCCAGGCAACUCUGUGCCUGCACCGCUGCCACGCUCCAACAGCCUUCCACACUCAGCUGCCUCCAGUGGCAGUGGCAACAGCAAAGGUGGCACGAUGGACAACACCAAUGUAGUUCCCUCAAGUGUAAGCAAGUUUGCUACACUGGCACUGCAUGAGCGCAAGGAGCGACACCAUGAAAAGGAGCACAAGCGCAACCACAGCAUGGGCCACAUCAGCAGCAAGAGCAGUGACAAACUGCAUCUGCUUGCGAAGACGAGCAGAGCAGAUGCUGCCAAGACGCUAGGCACACCACUCUGUCCAAGAAUGGAGGAUGUGCCCCUACUUGAGCCACUUGUUUGCAAGAAAAUAUCACAUGAGAGGCUCACUGUACUAAUCUUUCUUGAGGACUGCAUAGUCACUGCAUGUCAGGAGGGAUUUAUUUGCACGUGGGCCAGGCCUGGAAAAGUGGGUUUAUUGUCAUCCCAAAAUCAAGCCAACUCACCCAGUGGAACAGUAGUAUAGCCACAAUAUAUCUGCUGCUAAGAACCCUACAUCAAGCUGUCAACAUAGAGAGCCCUGUGCUGCUCUUUACAUUUAGAGCAUUUUUUGUCUAUUAGUUCUCUCUUUUUCCUUUUCUGUGUUUUUUUCCAGUUCCUUUCUCAGCAGUUGCCUCACAUGGUCUACCUGCACUGUGGACAUGCUUAUACUGUGCAUAAAUAGUGCAACUGUGGUGCAGUGAUAGACUGUGACCAUGGUGGUGUUAUGCCCUUAACCCUUUUCUCUUUAAAAAGAAAAGUAUUUAUUUUUGGGGUUUUUUUUUUUUAUACAAACAUUUCACUUUUUCCCUGAUGCGAGUUGGAAACCCUGGGCUGAAGCGAAAACAAGGAAGUGCUUUCAUCUAUUUUUUUUUUCUUUCUUUCAUAUGGACUCACUCCCCGACCCUAAGAACUUUGCACUGAUUUUAUUUUGACUUCUCUUUUUUGUAAGUACUCUAAAGGAUAAAAGACACAAAAAAAAUCUGGGGAUGGCCUUGUUGCACUUGGCUUUAUAUCCUCUGGCUUGAAAUUUGAAACUGAAUAGCUGGAUGCUGCAAUCAAAGUGUUUUUUGUUUUUUUUUUGUUUGUUUGUUUUUUGUUUUUUAAGAAAAUUGUUUGCACUUAAUAGUUUAUUAGAAGAGAAUGGCUUUACAUAAUGUGUGCAAGGACUCAAACUGGUAUAACAUGGAAAAUGAAAUGAUUAAAAAAUUUGUAUCUAUUGAGCAUUUAUUUUAAUAUUGUUUCAGAUUAAAAUCUGCUUUGUAUUAUAUGUAUAAUAUUGUAAUUCAGUGAUUAAUGGGGCAAAAACAGAUGAUCAGUACUACUCUAGUGGACGUUUUUGUCAUCAUUAAAGGAAAUAGUGAUAUUUCUAAGGUGGAAAAAUACACAAUGAUAUUAAAAAAAAUCUUGAAUAUG